GUUCGACACGUUUUUAACAUUAGUAUUUUCAUAAAAUUGAUUCACAAAUAAACAAUGGAAAUGAUGAUGUGUCUGAAGAACCAUUUGUUGGAUCACAAGAACCAUUGUCGGAUUUCGAUAUUGUUGUUGGAUAUUUAGAGGAGAUAAUGAUGAGUGAUCACUUUCAAAGUAUCCAAGAUACAUUUAUGAAUGAAAAUUACAAUGAAUUUGAUGAAAAUGAAGAGAAUAAAUUUUGUUAUACAGAAAUUCAUGAAAAAUAUAUUGAUACAGUUGAAAGAGUAUUAGAAGAGCAGUUAUGUCAAAGAAUACCUCAUUUCUCAAUGCGUUCAUUUAUAGAUAGCUUAGUUUCCAACUAUAGUUCAUUAGAUGGUGAAGUAUUUGAAAUGUUGUAUACAUUCACUGAUUUCCUUGCAUUCAAAGAAAUGAUGAUUGACUAUAAGAAGGCUAAAACUGGACAAACUGUUCACUUGGAAUUGAUUAAUUCUUAUCCCAAUUGUAAUAAUCUAUCGAUCAUAAUGAAUGAUACAAUGGAUCAUUCAUUACAAUAUAGAUCUAAUAGUACAAUUAGAAACUCUUGUUCUUCAAUAACAAACUAUACAAAUGGAAAGAAUGAAAUAGAUCGUUAAACUUUACGAAAAAAUUUUACCUAUCUGUGAAAUGAAUUGCAUCAUAUUCAUUAAACUGAUUGCAUUUGUUUAUAAAUUCAUUUCCAUUUGUGUUAUUUGAAUGAUUUUUCAUUAUAUUGGAUGAAUUUAAUCUUAACUUCAAUAUGUACUACUCUUAA
Schistosoma curassoni is the source of this 784-nucleotide messenger RNA. The record is from the annotation of a GenBank genome assembly. Lineage: Eukaryota; Metazoa; Platyhelminthes; Trematoda; Strigeidida; Schistosomatidae.